This is a messenger RNA of Lottia gigantea (owl limpet), 1961 nucleotides long. RefSeq lists its product as hypothetical. Gene Ontology annotation, biological process: actin cytoskeleton organization. Lineage: Eukaryota; Metazoa; Mollusca; Gastropoda; Lottiidae. The record is from RefSeq and is a predicted model, not a curated record. The coding region runs from base 391 to 1068 and encodes 225 amino acids. The transcript is spliced from 5 exons. Gene Ontology annotation, cellular component: microtubule organizing center; filamentous actin. Gene Ontology annotation, molecular function: protein binding.
GUGAUAGCCAAUGAUUUCAGAUCAGAAACACAAGAUACUGUGGAAGAAGUCAGAAACCAAAAUUUCGCUUUGAAAGAAAAAGUGAAGACUUUAGAAGGAAAAAUUGAAGGUCUUAAAUCAGAUUUAGAUUUGGCUACUAUUCAAAAAUAUUCCACGGAACCUAAAACUUCCAAGUCUAUUUUAACUAAUGCAGAAUUAAAGGGAAAAGUGUUGUGUUCAGUUGAUAGAGAACUUGCUGCAAUUCGUGAUGUCCGUAAAAUUGACCCUAAAAACCAAAGUUUAUCUGUUAAAAGUUUGAUUCGUUCUAUUGAAACUCAAGUUAAAAGUGGGUGUUCGUCUAUUCACUCUAGUCAAGAUAGUUCGCGUAGGAAUUCAGAUUCUAAUGACAGUAUGUUUAGUUUACAAGACUAUAUCAAAUCACCUACAUCCCCGACAAAAGAUAGUCCCUUAAGUCCCCAGUGUGAGAAUACGUUAAAAUCAGUUCUGAAAAAAACAAACGAGAAACCUGCACAAAGAUUUGAUCUCCACCGGUCGCCUAGCGACCAACCGAAAUCGAUGCCCCCGUUUGUUCGGUCUGACAGUGAUCAUAGUAAAAUAUCACCUACUAUCUCUUCCAUACUUCAUAACCGUCAAGAUCGCAGUACUCCAAGACGGAAUAGCGGCACUACAAAUAUAGAGAAUGAUAAGAAAGAUGGUAGUAAAGAUCCAUUAGGUUAUCUUGCUAAACAGAUGGGUGGUUCUAAACGUAAUGCGUUAUUAAAAUGGUGUCAACAAAAAACUGUCACUUAUAAGGGUGUAGAUAUAACUAACUUUAGUUCAAGUUGGAACGAUGGUCUGGCGUUCUGUGCUAUAUUUCAUAGUUAUCUCCCCCAUAAAAUACCAUACACAGAACUUAACACUGAUGAUAAGAGAAGAAAUUUUACGUUAGCUUUCACAGCAGGUGAGGAUGAGGGCAUCCCUAAAACUCUGUGUAUAAAUGAUAUGGUUGCUAUGGAGAGACCAGACUGGCAGGCGGUCAUGUGUUACGUCACCGCUAUUUAUAAACAUUUCGAAAUCGACCUGAAAUAAUACCGCUACUAAUAUUUAUCAAACAUCGCUUGAAGAAUAUAUCAGCUCUCAAUCUUCUUGCUAUUUUCGAAUCAGAUUAUUGAAUUUCUGAAAUCUUUCUCUUAUUAACCAAUCAGAUUACUGUAUUUCUGAAGUUUUCCUUGAAUUAACCAAUCAGAUUACUGUAUUUCUGAAACUAUGGCUGUUUGUUUGUUGUUUUCCAUUCCUAGUAUUGACAAACAAAGAUGUUUGUGUUCAUCCACGGACUUUUCAUACAAAAAAAAACAUGAAGUCUAUUUUAUUUUCGGAUAGUUGAAAUCAUACUAUUUCAAAUUAUACUACCUGAAAAUAAGUUUUUAGACUGAGUUGCUAUUGAAUCGUUGUGGCAUCUUCACUAUGUCAAGUUAUUACAAACUUGGUCUUAUUCCUGGACUACAAUAGCUACUAUUCUUGUAUGACGGAAUGUAGUGAUUUGAUUGGAUUGUACACCAGUGAAUACAGCCAAUCAGUGCCCUAACUCAAUGACUUCUGCCAAUCAAAUUUCUACAUUUUCCAGCGCUGGCAUUUAAACAACUAAUAAAACAAGGGAAUAAAAUUGUUUAAUUUUGAUUAGACUGGAAUAAAGCUUAGAUCGCACAAUGUCUCCUUGACUGUAUAUCGUCAUCUUAUCAUUGUUAUAUACUUUUAACUUGUGAGAUUCAUGCUAAUCAGUAUUGUGUCAUGGUCAUCCAGUCUUCAUUUCAUACACUAUUUAUUUGUUUAAUGAUACUGGGUAUUCCUGACUACUCCAGUUAUAUAUAUAUACACAUGCUUUCAAUGUGCCAGUGAGAUACUUUCUGUAUAUUUAUAGAAUAUCUCUAAAACUUUGUUUGUGGUCAAAGGGAAAUGACAUAACAUUUUAUUUUUGCACUAGU